Messenger RNA from Nerophis lumbriciformis (worm pipefish), 1368 nucleotides. NCBI's taxonomy places the organism in Eukaryota, Metazoa, Chordata, Actinopteri, Syngnathiformes, Syngnathidae. The record is from RefSeq and is a predicted model, not a curated record.
AUGUCAGGCGGCAGGAUCAGACAAAACGCCGUGGCCGAUGUAAAUGUUGCUUUUGGAUAUUUGACCGUCACCAUCGAGCCGCUGCCUCCUGUGGUCGUGGGUGAGACAGUCACCCUCAAGUGCAACUUCAAGACCGAUGGGAGGCUACGGGAAAUCGUUUGGUAUCGGGUCACGGACGGAGGCACCAUCAAGCAGAAAAUCUUCACCUACGACGCCAUGUUUAAUACCAACUACUCUCAUAUGGAAGACUACCGCAGGCGUGAGGAUCUUGUGUACCAGACAACUGUCCGGCUCCCGGAGGUUCGGAUCUCAGACAACGGACCGUACGAAUGCCACGUGGGUAUCUACGACCGGGCAACUAGGGAGAAGGUCGUGCUGGCGUCUGGGAAUAUUUUUCUCACCGUCAUGUCUCCUCCCAACAACAUCUCAGUGGUGGCUGAGAACACGCCGGCGCCAUUUAGUCGAUACCAAGCCCAGAACUUCACGCUGGUCUGCACCGCCAAGGGGGGAAAACCCGCACCGUCUGUGUACUUCAAGCGGGAUGGCGAGCUGAUCGAGGUGAUCUCCUACACCCAGCAAUCGGGCGGCGAUCAGAGCGGCGGUUCAGCCGGGUUCCGAGGAGCCAGGCCGCUCAUAAGCCGGGAUCUGGACGAGACCAAGAUGCAGCGCUCCCUCUCCCUGCUAGAUCCUGAAAGCCGGUCGGCGCGUUUGUACACAGAACGGCCGCAUCGAGGCCACACUCUGGGCCUUCAGGCCUCCGAACCCAGCCCUGCUACCGAGGUCAUCCCGGAGACGGUGGUGAGCCGAGAGUUCCCCCGCUGGGUCCACAGCACGGAUCCUCUCUACUACUUCAGCCACACGCACAUCCCGCAAAGCGACGGAUCUGUGGUGGUGCAGGCCCGCCUCACGUGGACCCUCAACCCGCAGCUGGAUAAUGACGCCUUGUUUAGCUGUGAGGUCAAACACCCGGCUCUCUCCAUGCCCAUGCAGACCGAGGUCACAUUAGCUGCCCCGAAGGGACCGAAGCUCUUCAUGACCCCGAGCAGGGCCAAAGUUGGGGACACAGUGCGCAUUACUGUGCAAGGAUUCCAGGUAGGACUUCAUGGGAACGAGGUGUUCCCGGAGCCCCUCUUCACCUGGACCCGAGUGGGGGGACGCCUCCUGGACGGCAGCACCGAGCGAGAAGGCAAGGAGCUGAUUCUGGAACGGGUGCCGGCCGAGCUCAACGGCUCCAUGUACCGCUGCACGGCCCAGAAUCCUCUGGGCUCUACGGACACGCACACCCGCCUCAUAGUCUUUGAAAAUCCAAGCAUGAUGAAAAACACACAGAGCCAGAACAGUAAGUUUUCCAACCACGCAAAUGACUAA